AUGUACAAGGUGUAUGUGGCAGGUGUGAAUGGGGCUGGGGAGGGAGAGUGGCAGGAGACACAGGACAGGGUCACCACUCAGGGACUCGAGUCCUCCGACGACAGUGGAGGGGGUGUGGGGUUGGCAGUGGGAGUCACUCUGGGAGCCAUUAUCUGUCUACUGAUCCUCAUUAGCCUCCUCCUCCUUCUACUGGUGGUGUGUGUCAGACAAAGGAGGCGGCGUAGGAAGGGACAUGCACUGAUAAUCUCAGAGGACAUAAGGUCUUCUGCUCUCCUCAACAACACUGUGAAGGAAGAGGAGGACAAGAGUUUCUCCAGGUCACCUGCUUCACCUCAGACCUCGCAGAGUAACGGAGAGACUGCCUCAGGAGCAGCCGAGGAAAGAGGAGAUGGCGAGAAUGGAGAGGAAAGGGAGAGUGGUCGGGCGGGAGGAGGAGUGGAGGUGGGAACGGAGGGUGUUGACGAUGGUGAGAGGGGGGACGAGGGUGGUAGUGAGGGAGGUGAGGGUGGGAAGGAGGACGGUGGUGGUGGACCUGAUGCUACAGCUACUGACUCGGAUGAUGACAGUGCCAGCAAGGAGAAGGCCUCUGCACCAGCCACUGACUCUAACAUCGAUGAACACAUGGUAUGAGCGUUUACCACUGACUAUUAUGCACGAUGGACACUUUUUGUCACAAGCAUUCACACUGCAGCAGUUUUUAAAUCAUCAAGUUUUCUAUACAAAGUAUGAGAUUAUUG
Geodia barretti is the source of this 737-nucleotide messenger RNA. The record is from the annotation of a GenBank genome assembly. Lineage: Eukaryota; Metazoa; Porifera; Demospongiae; Tetractinellida; Geodiidae.